Notolabrus celidotus (New Zealand spotty) is the source of this 2502-nucleotide messenger RNA. RefSeq names its product TBC1 domain family, member 15 (gene tbc1d15). The coding region runs from base 76 to 2070 and encodes 664 amino acids. Gene Ontology annotation, molecular function: GTPase activator activity. Gene Ontology annotation, biological process: activation of GTPase activity. The record is from RefSeq and is a predicted model, not a curated record. The transcript is spliced from 17 exons. Lineage: Eukaryota; Metazoa; Chordata; Actinopteri; Labriformes; Labridae.
CUGCGCAGGCGCAGAGCUCUGCACCGGAAGCUGAGUUGUCAGUUUUGUUUUGGUGGCUGACAGGCACGUGAGCUGAUGACGUCAGCAGAGCGGAGCGGCGACAUGGCGGCGGAUUGUUCGGUGCAGGUUCUGUUUGAACACGAAGGAGUCUUCAUCCACCCGAGCACUGAUGAGGGCGUGGAUCAGGACUUACUCGUGUCAGGAUCUCUGCGGAUUGUUGACAAGGAUGCAGAGAUCGUGGUGGAGUACAGACCUCAGGAGGACUCGGUGGACUCUACCAACAUGCUGUGUGCCGGAAAGGACUCGAGCUCGGUGGUGGAGUGGACUCAGAGCUCAGGUGAGCGUUCCAAUCAGCUGUUAGAGACGCAGCAGAGCUACGAGACCGAGUGGGACAUGAUCAACGCUGUGUCCUUCAAGAAGAGAGCCUGCACCAAUGGAGAGGGCUCUCUGAACCACAGCCAUGAGAGGAACAAGUGGGCGUUCAGCUUCAGCAUCAGCGACCUCAGGUGUGUGACGGUGAAGGAGGAGGGUUGGACCUUCCUCAUCUUCAAACUGAAGGAGUCUUCCUCGCUGCCUCCUCUGCACUUCCACCAGGGCGGCAGCACUGAGUUCCUGGACGGCCUGAGGAGGUUCGCUCUGCUCACAGAGUCUGCAGAUGAUGCGUCGUGUCUGAUGGUCAGCACACCAAACAAAGCUCUCUCUCAGUCCUUCGAGAACCUGCUGGACGACAACAACUUUGGUCUGAAGUUUAAGAAAGACCCCUACGUCACCACGCUGGGCGGAUUCUCCAAAGUCACAAACUACAUCUACGACGCCUUCCGGGGGACGGAGGAGCAGCACCAGCGCCCCCCGGAGGAGGUGGCCGACCUGCUGGGAGAGGUGAUCCCCGGGCUGGAGAUCAACCAGCAGGAGGAGCCGGGCUUCGAGGUCAUCACCAGGAUCGACCUCGGGGUGCGGCCUCAGGUAACGAGGGGGGCGCCGCUGUCAGUGGAGGACUGGACCAAAUACCAGGACCAUGAGGGGAGGAUGACCAACGUCCCCCUCCUCAAACACGCCAUCUUCAAGGGGGGUCUGUGUCACGCGGUGAGGAAGGAGGCCUGGAAGUUUCUGCUGGGAUAUUUCCCCUGGGAGAGCACGCUAGAGGAGAGGAAGGUCCUGCAGAGAGCCAAAACGGAUGAGUACUUCAGGAUGAAGCUGCAGUGGAAGUCCGUGAGCGAGGAGCAGGAGAGGAGGAACUCUCGGCUCAGAGACUACAAGAGUCUGAUCGAGAAAGACGUGAACCGGACCGACAGAACCAACCGCUUCUACGAAGGCAUCGAUAACCCGGGUCUGACCCUGCUCCACGACAUCCUCAUGACCUACUGCAUGUUCGACUUCGACCUGGGGUACGUUCAGGGUAUGAGUGACCUCCUGUCUCCGGUCCUGUAUGUGAUGGAGAACGAGGUGGACGCAUUCUGGUGCUUCGUGUCCUUCAUGGAUCAGAUGCAUCAUAACUUCGAGGAGCAGAUGCAGGGGAUGAAGACUCAGCUGAUCCAGCUCAGCACUCUGCUCAGACUGCUGGAUCUGUCCUUCUGGAAUUACCUUGAGUCUCAGGAUUCAGGGUACCUGUACUUCUGUUUCCGCUGGCUGUUGAUCCGGUUUAAGAGAGAGCUCAGCUUCCAGGACGUGCUGCGGCUCUGGGAGGUGAUGUGGACCGGGCUGCCUUGUCAAAACUUCCACCUGCUGGUCUGCUGUGCCAUCCUGGACUCCGAGAAACAGAAGAUCAUGGAGGAAAACUACGGCUUCAACGAGAUCCUCAAGCACAUCAACGAGCUCUCCAUGAAACUGGACGUUGAAGAAAUCCUGCAGAAGUCUGAGGGAAUCUGUCUGCAGAUAAGGAGCUGUAAGGACCUUCCUCACUCCAUCAGCGUCAUCCUGGGUUUGGACUCGUCCCUCUGUGGUUCUGGUCCCACAGACUGUGGAUCAGCUCCGGCUCUAAGAGCGACUCACAGAGCGGACGCCUGCUCCAACGGACACUUAAGAGAAACCAGCUCUCACAACAACAGCUGCAAAGUGGCCUUCAUAUCGUAGUGAACAGAGACUGACUCACAGCGUCAGCAGGAGGGGCCCGACCCCCCACACAGCGGGGAGGACGAGGAGGAAGAGGAAGAGGAGGAGGAGGAAGAGGGGGGGGGGGGAAGAGGGGGCUGUAUAAAAAGAAUCUGAGAUUAUUAAGAAUCUUAUUUUUGUAAUUUCUUGUACCAUAUUGUCUCUUUGAGUCAUUCCUCUUUGCUGAUGAUGCUUCUAACGCUCCAUCAGACCGGAUCUGCAUCACAGAGGAGGGGGAGGAGUCAACUCCUCAUCCAGCUCACAUGAGACCGGAUCUGCAUCACAGAGGAGGGGGAGGAGUCAACUCCUCAUCCAGCUCACAUGAGACAGGAUCUGCUCUGUUGAAGUCUAUAAAUCCAUUUACAGACAGCAGCUUUGAACGUUGUCUUCAGAAUAAAAGUUAUCAGUUGUAGU